AUGACAGAACCCAAUGUGGCCACCACGGUUACAGGAAAACCAACAACCAAUGUAUCAGAACAAGACACAAGCAGUAUAUCAUCCCUACCUCCAGAACAAGGAGCAGGUCUAAUUCCAAAAGCUAUUGCAAACGAAACCACAAGCUCCACGUCUGUAAGUUCUCCAGGAACUAACAUAGAAAGUACUGAUUCUUCCUUUGAAGCCACAAUUUCUAGAGUUGUGCAAGGAAUGACAAAUUCUGCAUCAACUACUAAGCUUGUUGUCAAACCAGAUUAUUCAUCAAUUACUACAUCCGAAGAGACAACAGGAUUCAUUAGUUCAACUGAAACAUCUACAGAGGAAACCUUUCUCAGAAAUAUAACAUCAGAACAGGUUACACAUACAGAAUUAUCAACAGCUGAUGUAAGAACAAUAUCUACUGUAAAUACUACUACAAAAGAGAGGACAACGUAUAACGUAACCACUACUUCUGAUAUUCUCACUGAUGCUACACUUUCCUCAACAGCCCGGAAUAUCCCAAAUCAAACAACAUCUUUGCUGCAGAAAACCACAACUAUUUCAGCAAACGAUAUGCAACAGGUCAACUCAGCUUCUGAAGUAACAUUUACAACAAAAGAAAAUAACACAUUUACAAAUACAGCUAAACCACAGACCAAAAAUACCCUUGCGACAGCCAAUUCAUCAGAAAAAACUUCAAGCAAUAUACCAACAAUUUCAGAUGAUGAAAGUUAUCACGAAAAAAGGACUCCAAUAAAAGCAACUUUAGCAAGUGUUACACCGGAAGUUCUCACAAAUAGUGCAAUUAUCUCGGCAUCCCAUGAUACCACAACUGCUGAAGUACCAGCUACAAUUCAAGAAAUCGGAAAUUCUAUAGUGACAACACUGGCAGAUUUAACAUUUGACUCUACAGAAAUAAAUACAUCAAUAAAAAAAACAGUAACUACAUCUGAAACACAGACAAAUGAAGGUUUCACAACAACCAUUACAUCUGAACCAAAUACAAAUCAGAGAGGAUCACCUUUAUCAGCAGCCAUUACAAAUUUUAUUAAAGCCACUACUAGUAAGGAGAAAACAAGCUCAAACUUAGCUACAGAUCCAGAGGUUUUCACUGACAUAUCUACUUCCACAUCACAUGACACCACAAGGGCUUUAAAAGCUACGAUCUCAACAUCAACCACUCUACAAAAUAUAAACACGAGUGAUGUUGCAGAAAGUAUUCUAUCAGAGAAGGUCAAAGAACAUUUUACAACCUCCAUUGCAUCAGAACAUACUUUAACCCAUGUAACAUCCGAUUUAGAAAGGGGUGUAACAAGUUCUUCUAUUACAAACACUCCAUUACAGACAAACACUUUCAACAAUACUAGUACAUUAAACGUUCUCACAAAAUUUGAAAGUACCUCUAUACCCCCCGAUACCACAGCUGCUGAGGUAACAUCUACAAUUGAAGAAAUGAAAAAUUCUACAGUCACCACAUUGGCUGGUAUAACAUCAGGUUCAACAGAAUCUCAAACACCAGGGGAGUCCACAACAUCAAUUGCUACAGCUGAGGUGCACACAAAGGAAGUUUUCUCAACAAUCAUUAGAUCAGAGCAGGUUUCUACAAAUAGUGAGACAAGUUCAGAAACUACAAUCACAAAUAUUGCUACUAUGACUACUCCAAAGGUGACUGCAAGCGCCACAGGCACACUUUUGUUUACAUCUAAUGAUGCCACAAGUGUUUCAGAAACCUCUGUCCCUAAAAGAACAACAUCCUCCACUUCAACCUCUGGGCCUAACGUCAUCUCUACUGUAGCAGAAGAAACUACAUCAUCAGAAAAGUUGGCGGAAAGUUUAACAAUCUAUUUUGCAUCCGAACAUGCUUCAACUACUGAAAUAUCAGAUUCAGAAGGCAGUGUAACAAGUCCAUCAUUUACAAACAGUCCAUUACAGACAACAACUUUAACCACUACUAGUAUACCAGAGAUUCUCACAAAAGUUGAUAUUACCUCUAUAGCCCCUGAUGCUACAACUGCUGAAGUAACAUCUACCAUUCAAGAAAUGAAUAAAUCUACAGCCACCACAUUGGCUAGUAUAACAUCAGGUUCUACAGGAUCUCAAACAUUAGUGGAGUCCACAACAUCAACUGCUACAGCUGAGAUGCGCCUAACAGAAGGAUUCUUAACAACCAUUACAUCAAAAAAGAUUUCUACAAGUAGUGAGCCAAGUUCAGCAACAGUAAUCACAAAUAUUGUUACUAUGACUACUCCAGAGGUGUCUGAAAGCUCCACAGAUGAAUUUUCUUUUACAUCUCAUGAUUCCACAAGUGGUUCAGAAACCUCUCUUCCGAAGAGAACAACAACCUCUACUUUAACCUCUGGGCCUAAUCUUAACUCUAUUGCUGCAGUGGAAUCUACGUUACCAGAAAAUUUGCAGGAAAACUUUACAACUUCCUUAACAUCAGAACAUGUAACUACAGGUAGAGAGUCAAGUUCAGAAACAGCAAUCACAAAUAUUGCUAGUAUGACUACUCCAAUAGUGACUCCAAGCUCCACAGACAUAUCUUCUUUCCCAUCCCAUGAAGCCGCAAGUGUUUCAGAAACCUCUGUUCCUAAUAAAACAACAACCUCUACUUCAACCCCUGAUCCUAAUGUAAUUUCUACUGCAUCAGAAGAAACUACUUCAUCACAAAAGUUGGUGGAAAGUUUUACAACCUCUUUUGCAUCCGAACAUUCUUCAAGCACUGUAACAUCAGAUUCAGAAGGCGGUGUAACAAGCUCAUCAAUUACAGACACUCCAUUACAGACAACCACUUUAAUCCCUACUAGCACACCAAAGGUUCUUACAAAAGUUGGAAUUAUCUCCAUACCCCCUGAUACUACAACUCCUGAGAUAACAUCUACAAUUCAAGAAAUCAAAAAUUCUACAUCCACCACAUUGGCUGGUAUAAAAUCAGGUUCUACAGAUUCUCAAACACCAGUGGAGUCCACAGCAUCAAUUGCUGCAGCUGAGAUACGCACAAUGGAAGGUUUCUCAACAACCACUACAUCAGAAAAGAUAUCUACAGGUAUUGAGCCAAGUUCAGAAACAGCAAUCACAAAUAUUGUUAAUAUGAAUACUCCAAAGGUGCCUGCAAGCUCUACAGAUGAAUAUUCUUUUACAACUCAUGAUGCCACAGGUGCUUUAGAACCCUCUCUUUCGAAAAGAACAACAACCUCUACUAUAACCCCUAGGCCUAAUGUUAUCUCUACUGCUGCAGAGGAAACUACGUCACCAGACAAUUCGCAGGAAAACUUUAAAACCUCCAUACCAUCAGAACAUACUUCAACCCAUGUAACAUCAGACUCAGAAGUUGGUGUAACAGGUUCUUCUAUUACAAACACUCCAUUGCAAACAAACACUUUAAACAAUACUAGUACAUUAGACGUUCUCACAACAUUUGAAAGAACCUCUAUACCCCCCGAUACCACAGCUGCUGACGUAACAUCUACAAUUGAAGAAAUGAAAAAUUCUACAGCCACCACAUUGGCUGGUAUAACAUCAGGUUCUAUAAAAUCUCAAACAUCAGUGGUGUCCACAACAUCAAUUGCUACAGCUGAGAUGCACACAAUGGAAGGUUUCUCAACAACCAUUACAUCAGAGCAGGUUUCUACAAGUAGUGAGUCUAGUUCAGCAGCAGCAAUCACAAAUCAUGUUACUAUGACUACUCCAGAGGUGUCUUCAAGCUCCACAGAUGAAUUUUCUUUUACAUCUCAUGAUUCCACAAGUUUUUCAGAAACCUCUCCUCCGAAGAGAACAACAACCUCUACUUUAACCUCUUUGACUAAUCUUAACUCUACUGCUGCAGUGGAAACUGCGUUACUAGACAAUUUGCAAGGAAACUUUACAACUUCCUUAAAAUCAGAACAUAUUACUACAGGUAGAGAGUCAAGUUCAGAAACAGAAAUCACAAAUAUUGUUACUAUGACUACUCCAAAGGUGACUCCAAGCUCCACAGACAUAUCUUCUCUCCCAUUCCAUGAAGCUGCAAGUGUUUCAGAAACCUCUGUUCCUAAUAAAACAACAACCUUUACUUCAACCCCUGGUUCUAAUGUCAUUUCUACUGCAUCAGAAGAAACUACUUUAUUACAAAAGUUGGUGGAAAGUUUUUCAACCUCUUUUGCAUCCGAACAUUCUUCAAGCACUGUAACAUCAGAUUCAGAAGGCGGUAUAACAAGCUCGUCAAUUACAAACACUCCAUUACAGACAACCAUUUUAAUCCCUACUAGCACACCACAGGUUCUCACAAAAGUUGACAUUAGCUCCAUUCCCCCUGAUACUACAACUGCUGAGAUAACAUCUACAAUUCAAGAAAUCAAAAAUUCUACAUCCACCACAUUGGCUGGUAUAACAUCAGGUUCUACAGAUUAUCAAACACCAGUGGAGUCCACAGCAUCAAUUGCUACAGCUGAGAUAAGCACAAUGGAAGGUUUCUCAACAACCACUACAUCAGAAAAGAUAUCUACAGUUAUUGAGCCAAGUUCAGAAACUGCAAUCACAAAUAUUGUUACUAUGAAUACUCCAAAGGUGCCUGCAAGCUCUACAUAUGAAUAUUCUUUUACAACUCAUGAUGCCAAAAGUGCUUUAGAACCCUCUCUUUCGAUAGGAACAACAACCUCUACCUUAGCCCCUAGGCAUAAUGUUAUAUCUACUGCUGCAGAGGAAACUACGUUACCAGACAAUUUGCAAGGAAACUUUACAACUUCCUUAAAAUCAGAACAUAUUACUACAGGUAGAGAGUCAAGUUCAGAAACAGCAAUCACAAAUAUUGUUACUAUGACUACUCCAAAGGUGACUCCAAGCUCCACAGACAUAUCUUCUCUCCCAUCCCAUGAAGCUGCAAGUGUUUCAGAAACCUCUGUUCCUAAGAAAACAACAACCUUUACUUCAACCCCUGGUUCUAAUGUCAUUUCUACUGCAUCAGAAGAAACUACUUUAUUACAAAAGUUGGUGGAAAGUUUUACAACCUCUUUUGCAUCCGAACAUUCUUCAAGCACUGUAACAUCAGAUUCAGAAGGCGGUGUAACAAGCUCGUCAAUUACAAACACUCCAUUACAGACAACCAUUUUAAUCCCUACUAGCACACCACAGGUUCUCACAAAAGUUGGAAUUAUCUCCAUACCCCCUGAUACUACAACUCCUGAGAUAACAUCUACAAUUCAAGAAAUGAAAAAUUCUACAUCCACCACAUUGGCUGUUAUAACAUCAGGUUCUACAGAUUAUCAAACACCAGUGGAGUCCACAGCAUCAAUUGCAACAGCUGAGAUAAGCACAAUGGAAGGUUUCUCAACAACCACUACAUCAGAAAAGAUAUCUACAGUUAUUGAGCCAAGUUCAGAAACUGCAAUCACAAAUAUUGUUACUAUGACUACUCCAGAGGUGUCUGCAAGCUCCACAGAUGAAUUUUCUUUUACAUCUCAUGAUUCCACAAGUGGUUCAGAAUCCUCUCUUCCGAAGAGAACAACAACCUCUACUUUAACCUCUGGGCCUAAUCUUAACUCUACUGCUGCAGUGGAAUCUACGUUACCAGACAAUUCGCAGGAAAACUUUACAACUUCCUUAACAUCAGAACAUGUAACUACAGGUAGAGAGUCAAGUUCAGAAACAGCAAUCACAAAUAUUGUUAGUAUGACUACUCCAAUAGUGACUCCAAGCUCCACAGACAUAUCUUCUUUCCCAUCCCAUGAAGCCGCAAGUGUUUCAGAAACCUCUGUUCCUAAUAAAACAACAACCUCUACUUCAACCCCUGAUCCUAAUGUAAUUUCUACUGCAUCAGAAGAAACUACUUCAUCACACAAGUUGGUGGAAAGUUUUACAACCUCUUUUGCAUCCGAUCAUUCUUCAAGCACUGUAACAUCAGAUUCAGAAGGCGGUGUAACAAGCUCAUCAAUUACAGACACUCCAUUACAGACAACCACUUUAAUACCUACUAAAACACCACAGGUUCUCACAAAAGUUGUAAUUAUCUCCAUACCCCCUGAUACUACAACUCCUGAGAUAACAUCUACAAUUCAAGAAAUGAAAAAUUCUACAGCCACCACAUCGGUUGGUAUAACAUCAGGUUCUACAGAUUCUCAAACACCAGUGGAGUCCACAGCAUCAAUUGCUACAGCUGAGAUAAGCACAAUGGAAGGUUUCUCAACAACCACUACAUCAGAAAAGAUUUCUACAGGUAUUGAGCCAAGUUCAGAAACAGCAAUCACAAAUAUUGUUACUAUGAAUACUCCAAAAGUGCCUGCAAGCUCUACAGAUGAAUAUUCUUUUACAACUCAUGAUGCCACAAGUGCUUUAGAACCCUCUCUUUCGAAAGGAACAACAACCUCUACCUUAACCCUUAGGCCUAAUGUUAUCUCUACUGCUGCAGACGAAACUACGUCACCAGACAAUUCGAAGGAAAACUUUACAACUUCCAUAACAUCAGAACAUGUUACUACAGGUAGAGAGUCAAGUUCAGAAACAGCAAUCACAAAUAUUGUUAGUAUGACUACUCCAAAGAUGACUCCAAGCUCCACAGACAUAUCUUCUCUCCCAUCCCAUGAAGCCGCAAGUGUUUCAGAAACCUCUGUUCCUAAUAAAACAACAACCUCUACUUCAACCCCUGGUCCUAAUGUAAUGUCUACUGCAUCAGAAGAAACUGCUUCAUCACAAAAGUUGGUGGAAAGUUUUACAACCUCUUUUGCAUCCAAACAUUCUUCAAGCACUGUAACAUCAGAUUCAGAAGGUGGUGUAACAAGCUCAUCAAUUACAGACACUCCAUUACAGACAACCACUUUAAUCCCUACUAGCACACCACAGGUUCUCACAAAAGUUGACAUUAUCUCCAUACCCCCUGAUACUACAACUGCUGAGAUACCAUCUACAAUUCAAGAAAUCAAAAAUUCUACAUCCACCACAUUGGCUGGUAUAACAUCAGGUUCUACAGAUUCUCAAACACCAGUGGAGUCCACAUCAUCAAUUGCUACAGCUGAGAUAAGCACAAUGGAAGGUUUCUCAACAACCACUACAUCAGAAAAGAUAUCUACAGGUAUUGAGCCAAGUUCAGAAACAGCAAUCACAAAUAUUGUUACUAUGAACACUCCAAAGGUGCCUGCAAGCUCUACAGAUGAAUAUUCUUUUACAACUCAUGAUGCCACAGGUGCUUUAGAACCCUCUCUUUCGAAAAGAACAACAACCUCUACUUUAACCCCUAGGCCUAAUGUUAUCUCUACUCCUGCAGAGGAAACUACAUCACCAGACAAUUCGCAGGAAAACUUUACAACCUCCAUACCAUCAGAACAUACUUCAACCCAUGUAACAUCAGAUUCAGAAGUUGGUGUAACAAGUUCUUCUGUUACAAACACUCCAUUACAGACAAACAAUUUAAACAAUACUAGUACAUUAGAUGUUUUCACAACAUUUGAAACUACCUCUAUACGCCCCGAUACCACAGCUGCUGAGGUAACAUCUACAAUUGAAGAAAUGAAAAAUUCUACAGUCACCACAUUGGCUGGUAUAACAUCAGGUUCUAUAAAAUCUCAAACAUCAGUGGAGUCCACAACAUCAAUUGCUACAGCUGAGAUGCACACAAUGGAAGGUUUCUCAACAACCAUUACAUCAGAGCAGGUUUCUACAAGUAGUGAGUCUAGUUCAGCAACAGCAAUCACAAAUAUUGUUACUAUGACCACUCCAGAUGUGUCUUCAAGCUCCACAGAUGAAUUUUCUUUUACAUCUCAUGAUUCCACAAGUGGUUCAGAAACCUCUCUUCCGAAGAGAACAGCAACCUCUACUUUAACCUCUGGGCCUAUUCUUAACUCUACUGCUGCAGUGGAAUCUACGUUACCAGACAAUUCACAGGAAAACUUUACAACUUCCUUAACAUCAGAACAUGUAACUACAGGUAGAGAGUCAAGUUCAGAAACAGCAAUCACAAAUAUUGUUAGUAUGACUACUCCAAUAGUGACUCCAAGCUCCACAGACAUAUCAUCUUUCCCAUCCCAUGAAGCCGCAAGUGUUUCAGAAACCUCUGUUCCUAAUAAAACAAAAACCUCUACUUCAACCCCUGAUCCUAAUGUAAUUUCUACCGCAUCAGAAGAAACUACUUCAUCACAAAAGUUGGUGGACAGUUUUACAACCUCUUUUGCAUCCGAACAUUCUUCAAGCACUGUAACAUCAGAUUCAGAAGGCGGUGUAACAAGCUCAUCAAUUACAGACACUCCAUUACAGACAACCACUUUAAUCCCUACUAGCACACCACAUUUUCUUACAAAAGUUGUAAUUAUCUCCAUACCCCCUGAUACUACAACUCCUGAGAUAACAUCUACAAUUCAAGAAAUCAAAAAUUCCACAUCCACCACAUUGGCUGGUAUAACAUCAGGUUCUACAGAUUCUCAAACACCAGUGGAGUCCACAUCAUCAAUUGCUACAGCUGAGAUAAGCACAAUGGAAGGUUUCUCAACAACCACUAGAUCAGAAAAGAUAUCUACAGGUAUUGAGCCAAGUUCAGAAACAGCAAUCACAAAUAUUGUUACUAUGAAUACUCCAAAGGUGCCUGCAAGCUCUAAAGAUGAAUAUUCUUUUACAACUCAUGAUGCCACAAGUGCUUUAGAACCCUCUCUUUCGAAAGGAACAACAACCUCUACCUUAACCCCUAGGCCUAAUGUUAUCUCUACUGCUGCAGAGGAAACUACGUCACCAGACAAUUCGCAGGAAUACUUUACAACAUCCAUAACAUCAGAACAUGUUACUACAGGUAGAGAGUCAAGUUCAGAAACAGCAAUCACAAAUAUUGUUAGUAUGACUAGUCCAAUAGUGACUCCAAUCUCCACAGACAUAUCAUCUUUCCCAUCCCAUGAAGCCGCAAGUGUUUCAGAAACCUCUGUUCCUAGUAAAACAACAACCUCUACUUCAACCCCUGAUCCUAAUGUAAUUUCAACUGCUUCAGAAGAAACUACUUCAUCACCAAAGUUGGUGGAAAGUUUUACAACCUCUUUUGCAUCCGAACAUUCUUCAAGCACUGUAACAUCAGAUUCAGAAGGCGGUGUAACAAGCUCAUCAAUUACAGACACUCCAUUACAGACAACCACUUUAAUCCCUACUAGCACACCACAGGUUCUCACAAAAGUUGGAAUUAUCUCCAUACCCCCUGAUACUACAACUCCUGAGAUAACAUCUACAAUUCAAGAAAUGAAAAAUUCUACAGCCACCACAUCGCCUGGUAUAACAUCAGGUUCUACAGAUUCUCAAACACCAGUGGAGUCCACAGCAUCAAUUGCUACAGCUGAGAUAAGCACAAUGGAAGGUUUCUCAACAACCACUACAUCAGAAAAGAUUUCUACAGGUAUUGAGCCAAGUUCAGAAACAGCAAUCACAAAUAUUGUUACUAUGAAUACUCCAAAAGUGCCUGCAAGCUCUACAGAUGAAUAUUCUUUUACAACUCAUGAUGCCACAAGUGCUUUAGAACCCUCUCUUUCGAAAGGAACAACAACCUCUACCUUAACCCCUAGGCCUAAUGUUAUCUCUACUGCUGCAGAGGAAACUACGUCACCAGACAAUUCGAAGGAAAACUUUACAACUUCCAUAACAUCAGAACAUGUUACUACAGGUAGAGAGUCAAGUUCAGAAACAGCAAUCACAAAUAUUGUUAGUAUGACUACUCCAAAGAUGACUCCAAGCUCCACAGUCAUAUCUUCUCUCCCAUCCCAUGAAGCCGCAAGUGUUUCAGAAACCUCUGUUCCUAAUAAAACAACAACCUCUAUUUCAACCCCUGGUCCUAAUGCAAUGUCUACUGCAUCAGAAGAAACUGCUUCAUCACAAAAGUUGGUGGAAAGUUUUACAACCUCUUUUGCAUCCAAACAUUCUUCAAGCACUGUAACAUCAGAUUCAGAAGGUGGUGUAACAAGCUCAUUAAUUACAGACACUCCAUUACAGACAACCACUUUAAUCCCUACUAGCACACCACAGGUUCUCACAAAAGUUGACAUUAUCUCCAUACCUCCUGAUACUACAACUGCUGAGAUACCAUCUACAAUUCAAGAAAUCAAAAAUUCUACAUCCACCACAUUGGCUGGUAUAACAUCAGGUUCUACAGAUUCUCAAACACCAGUGGAGUCCACAUCAUCAAUUGCUACAGCUGAGAUAAGCACAAUGGAAGGUUUCUCAACAACCACUACAUCAGAAAAGAUAUCUACAGGUAUUGAGCCAAGUUCAGAAACAGCAAUCACAAAUAUUGUUACUAUGAACACUCCAAAGGUGCCUGCAAGCUCUACAGAUGAAUAUUCUUUUACAACUCAUGAUGCCACAGAGGAAACUACAUCACCAGACAAUUCGCAGGAAAACUUUACAACCUCCAUACCAUCAGAACAUACUUCAACCCAUGUAACAUCAGAUUCAGAAGUUGGUGUAACAAGUUCUUCUGUUACAAACACUCCAUUACAGACAAACAAUUUAAACAAUACUAGUACAUUAGAUGUUUUCACAACAUUUGAAACUACCUCUAUACGCCCCGAUACCACAGCUGCUGAGGUAACAUCUACAAUUGAAGAAAUGAAAAAUUCUACAGUCACCACAUUGGCUGGUAUAACAUCAGGUUCUAUAAAAUCUCAAACAUCAGUGGAGUCCACAACAUCAAUUGCUACAGCUGAGAUGCACACAAUGGAAGGUUUCUCAACAACCAUUACAUCAGAGCAGGUUUCUACAAGUAGUGAGUCUAGUUCAGCAACAGCAAUCACAAAUAUUGUUACUAUGACCACUCCAAUAGUGACUCCAAGCUCCACAGACAUAUCAUCUUUCCCAUCCCAUGAAGCCGCAAGUGUUUCAGAAACCUCUGUUCCUAAUAAAACAAAAACCUCUACUUCAACCCCUGAUCCUAAUGUAAUUUCUACUGCAUCAGAAGAAACUACUUCAUCACAAAAGUUAGUGGAAAGUUUUACAACCUCUUUUGCAUCCGAACAUUCUUCAAGCACUGUAACAUCAGAUUCAGAAGGCGGUGUAACAAGCUCAUCAAUUACAGACACUCCAUUACAGACAACCACUUUAAUCCCUACUAGCACACCACAGGUUCUUACAAAAGUUGUAAUUAUCUCCAUACCCCCUGAUACUACAACUGCUGAGAUAACAUCUACAAUUCAAGAAAUCAAAAAUUCUACAUCCACCACAUUGGCUGGUAUAACAUCAGGUUCUACAGAUUCUCAAACACCAGUGGAGUCCACAUCAUCAAUUGCUACAGCUGAGAUAAGCACAAUGGAAGGUUUCUCAACAACCACUACAUCAGAAAAGAUAUCUACAGGUAUUGAGCCAAGUUCAGAAACAGCAAUCACAAAUAUUGUUACUAUGAACACUCCAAAGGUGCCUGCAAGCUCUACAGAUAAAUAUUAUUUUACAACUCAUGAUGCCACAGGUGCUUUAGAACCCUCUCUUUCGAAAAGAACAACAACCUCUACUUUAACCCCUAGGCCUAAUGUUAUCUCUACUCCUGCAGAGGAAACUACAUCACCAGACAAUUCGCAGGAAAACUUUACAACCUCCAUACCAUCAGAACAUACUUCAACCCAUGUAACAUCAGAUUCAGAAGUUGGUGUAACAAGUUCUUCUGUUACAAACACUCCAUUACAGACAAACAAUUUAAACAAUACUAGUACAUUAGAUGUAUUCACAACAUUUGAAAGUACCUCUAUACGCCCCGAUACCACAGCUGCUGAGGUAACAUCUACAAUUGAAAAAAUGAAAAAUUCUACAGUCACCACAUUGGCUGGUAUAACAUCAGGUUCUAUAAAAUCUCAAACAUCAGUGGAGUCCACAACAUCAAUUGCUACAGCUGAGAUGCACACAAUGGAAGGUUUCUCAACAACCAUUACAUCAGAGCAGGUUUCUACAAGUAGUGAGUCUAGUUCAGCAACAGCAAUCACAAAUAUUGUUACUAUGACCACUCCAGAGGUGUCUUCAAGCUCCACAGAUGAAUUUUCUUUUACAUCUCAUGAUUCCACAAAUGGUUCAGAAACUUCUCUUCCGAAGAGAACAACAACCUCUACUUUAACCUCUGGGCCUAUUCUUAACUCUACUGCUGCAGUGGAAUCUACGUUACCAGACAAUUUGCAGGAAAACUUUACAACUUCCUUAACAUCAGAACAUGUAACUACAGGUAGAGAGUCAAGUUCAGAAACAGCAAUCACAAAUAUUGUUAGUAUGACUACUCCAAUAGUGACUCCAAUCUCCACAGACAUAUCAUCUUUCCCAUCCCAUGAAGCCGCAAGUGUUUCAGAAACCUCUGUUCCUAAUAAAACAAAAACCUCUACUUCAACCCCUGAUCCUAAUGUAAUUUCUACUGCAUCAGAAGAAACUACUUCAUCACAAAAGUUGGUGGAAAGUUUUACAACCUCUUUUGCAUCCGAACAUUCUUCAAGCACUGUAACAUCAGAUUCAGAAGGUGAUGUAACAAGCUCAUCAAUUACAGACACUCCAUUACAGACAACCACUUUAAUCCCUACUAGCACACCACAGGUUCUUACAAAAGUUGUAAUUAUCUCCAUACCCCCUGAUACUACAAGUCCUGAGAUAACAUCUACAAUUCAAGAAAUCAAAAAUUCUACAUCCACCACAUUGGCUGGUAUAACAUCAGGUUCUACAGAUUCUCAAACACCAGUGGAGUCCACAUCAUCAAUUGCUACAGCUGAGAUAAGCACAAUGGAAGGUUUCUCAACAACCACUACAUCAGAAAAGAUAUCUACAGGUAUUGAGCCAAGUUCAGAAACAGCAAUCACAAAUAUUGUUACUAUGAAUACUCCAAAGGUACCUGCAAGCUCUAAAGAUGAAUAUUCUUUUACAACUCAUGAUGCCACAAGUGCUUUAGAACCCUCUCUUUCGAAAGGAACAACAACCUCUACCUUAACCCCUAGGCCUAAUGUUAUCUCUACUGCUGCAGAGGAAACUACGUCACCAGACAAUUCGAAGGAAAACUUUACAACUUCCAUAACAUCAGAACAUGUUACUACAGGUAGAGAGUCAAGUUCAGAAACAGCAAUCACAAAUAUUGUUAGUAUGACUACUCCAAAGAUGACUCCAAGCUCCACAGACAUAUCUUCUCUCCCAUCCCAUGAAGCCGCAAGUGUUUCAGAAACCUCUGUUCCUAAUAACACAACAACCUCUACUUCAACCCCUGGUCCUAAUGUAAUGUCUACUGCAUCAGAAGAAACUGCUUCAUCACAAAAGUUGGUGGAAAGUUUUACAACCUCUUUUGCAUCCAAACAUUCUUCAAGCACUGUAACAUCAGAUUCAGAAGGUGGUGUAACAAGCUCAUCAAUUACAGACACUCCAUUACAGACAACCACUUUAAUCCCUACUAGCACACCACAUUUUCUUACAAAAGUUGUAAUUAUCUCCAUACCCCCUGAUACUACAACUCCUGAGAUAACAUCUACAAUUCAAGAAAUGAAAAAUUCCACAUCCACCACAUUGGCUGGUAUAACAUCAGGUUCUACAGAUUCUCAAACACCAGUGGAGUCCACAGCAUCAAUUGCUACAGCUGAGAUAAGCACAAUGGAAGGUUUCUCAACAACCACUACAUCAGAAAAGAUUUCUACAGGUAUUGAGCCAAGUUCAGAAACAGCAAUCACAAAUAUUGUUACUAUGAAUACUCCAAAAGUGCCUGCAAGCUCUACAGAUGAAUAUUCUUUUACAACUCAUGAUGCCACAAGUGCUUUAGAACCCUCUCUUUCGAAAGGAACAACAACCUCUACCUUAACCCCUAGGCCUAAUGUUAUCUCUACUGCUGCAGAGGAAACUACGUCACCAGACAAUUCGAAGGAAAACUUUACAACUUCCAUAACAUCAGAACAUGUUACUACAGGUAGAGAGUCAAGUUCAGAAACAGCAAUCACAAAUAUUGUUAGUAUGACUACCCCAAAGAUGACUCCAAGCUCCACAGUCAUAUCUUCUCUCCCAUCCCAUGAAGCCGCAAGUGUUUCAGAAAACUCUGGUCCUAAUAAAACAACAACCUCUACUUCAACCCCUGGUCCUAAUGCAAUGUCUACUGCAUCAGAAGAAACUGCUUCAUCACAAAAGUUGGUGGAAAGUUUUACAACCUCUUUUGCAUCCAAACAUUCUUCAAGCACUGUAACAUCAGAUUCAGAAGGUGGUGUAACAAGCUCAUCAAUUACAGACACUCCAUUACAGACAACCACUUUAAUCCCUACUAGCACACCACAGGUUCUCACAAAAGUUGACAUUAUCUCCAUACCUCCUGAUACUACAACUGCUGAGAUAUCAUCUACAAUUCAAGAAAUCAAAAAUUCUACAUCCACCACAUUGGCUGGUAUAACAUCAGGUUCUACAGAUUCUCAAACACCAGUGGAGUCCACAUCAUCAAUUGCUACAGCUGAGAUAAGCACAAUGGAAGGUUUCUCAACAACCACUACAUCAGAAAAGAUAUCUACAGGUAUUGAGCCAAGUUCAGAAACAGCAAUCACAAAUAUUGUUACUAUGAACACUCCAAAGGUGCCUGCAAGCUCUACAGAUGAAUAUUCUUUUACAACUCAUGAUGCCACAGGUGCUUUAGAACCCUCUCUUUCGAAAAGAACAACAACCUCUACCUUAACCCCUAGGCCUAAUGUUAUCUCUACUGCUGCAGAGGAAACUACGUCACCAGACAAUUCGCAGGAAAACUUUACAACCUCCAUACCAUCAGAACAUACUUCAACCCAUGUAACAUCAGAUUCAGAAGUUGGUGUAACAAAUUCUUCUGUUACAAACACUCCAUUACAGACAAACAAUUUAAACAAUACUAGUACAUUAGAUGUUUUCACAACAUUUGAAACUACCUCUAUACGCCCCGAUACCACAGCUGCUGAGGUAACAUCUACAAUUGAAGAAAUGAAAAAUUCUACAGUCACCACAUUGGCUGGUAUAACAUCAGGUUCUAUAAAAUCUCAAACAUCAGUAGAGUCCACAACAUCAAUUGCUACAGCUGAGAUGCCCACAAUGGAAGGUUUCUCAACAACCAUUACAUCAGAGCAGGUUUCUACAAGUAGUGAGUCUAGUUCAGCAACAGCAAUCAAAAAUAUUGUUACUAUGACCACUCCAGAGGUGUCUUCAAGCUCCACAGAUGAAUUUUCUUUUACAUCUCAUGAUUCCACAAGUGGUUCAGAAACCUCUCUUCCGAAGAGAACAACAACCUCUACUUUAACCUCUGGGCCUAUUCUUAACUCUACUGCUGCAGUGGAAUCUACGUUACCAGACAAUUCGCAGGAAAACUUUACAACUUCCUUAACAUCAGAACAUGUUACUACAGGUAGAGAGUCAAGUUCAGAAACAGCAAUCACAAAUAUUGUUAGUAUGACUACUCCUAAGGUGACACCAAGCUCCACAGUCAUAUCUUCUUUCCCAUCCCAUGAAGCCGCAAGUGUUUCAGAAACCUCUGUUCCUAUUAAAACAACAACCUCUACUUCAACCCCUGAUCCUAAUGUAAUUUCAACUGCUUCAGAAGAAACUACUUCAUCACCAAAGUUGGUGGAAAGUUUUACAACCUCUUUUACAUCCGAACAUUCUUCAAGCACUGUAACAUCAGAUUCAGAAGGCGGUGUAACAAGCUCAUCAAUUACAGACACUCCAUUACAGACAACCACUUUAAUCCCUACUAGCACACCACAGGUUCUCACAAAAGUUGGAAUUAUCUCCAUACCCCCUGAUACUACAACUCCUGAGAUAACAUCUACAAUUCAAGAAAUGAAAAAUUCUACAGCCACCACAUCGCCUGGUAUAACAUCAGGUUCUACAGAUUCUCAAACACCAGUGGAGUCCACAGCAUCAAUUGCUACAGCUGAGAUAAGCACAAUGGAAGGUUUCUCAACAACCACUACAUCAGAAAAGAUUUCUACAGGUAUUGAGCCAAGUUCAGAAACAGCAAUCACAAAUAUUGUUACUAUGAAUACUCCAAAAGUGCCUGCAAGCUCUACAGAUGAAUAUUCUUUUACAACUCAUGAUGCCACAAGUGCUUUAGAUCCCUCUCUUUCGAAAGGAACAACAACCUCUACCUUAACCCCUAGGCCUAAUGUUAUCUCUACUGCUGCAGAGGAAACUACGUCACCAGACAAUUCGAAGGAAAACUUUACAACUUCCAUAACAUCAGAACAUGUUACUACAGGUAGAGAGUCAAGUUCAGAAACAGCAAUCACAAAUAUUGUUAGUAUGACUACUCCAAAGAUGACUCCAAGCUCCACAGUCAUAUCUUCUCUCCCAUCCCAUGAAGCCGCAAGUGUUUCAGAAACCUCUGUUCCUAAUAAAACAACAACCUCUACUUCAACCCCUGGUCCUAAUGCAAUGUCUACUGCAUCAGAAGAAACUGCUUCAUCACAAAAGUUGGUGGAAAGUUUUACAACCUCUUUUGCAUCCAAACAUUCUUCAAGCACUGUAACAUCAGAUUCAGAAGGUGGUGUAACAAGCUCAUCAAUUACAGACACUCCAUUACAGACAACCACUUUAAUCCCUACUAGCACACCACAGGUUCUCACAAAAGUUGACAUUAUCUCCAUACCUCCUGAUACUACAACUGCUGAGAUACCAUCUACAAUUCAAGAAAUCAAAAAUUCUACAUCCACCACAUUGGCUGGUAUAACAUCAGGUUCUACAGAUUCUCAAACACCAGUGGAGUCCACAUCAUCAAUUGCUACAGCUGAGAUAAGCACAAUGGAAGGUUUCUCAACAACCACUACAUCAGAAAAGAUAUCUACAGGUAUUGAGCCAAGUUCAGAAACAGCAAUCACAAAUAUUGUUACUAUGAAUACUCCAAAAGUGCCUGCAAGCUCUACAGAUGAAUAUUCUUUUACAACUCAUGAUGCCACAAGUGCUUUAGAACCCUCUCUUUCGAAAGGAACAACAACCUCUACCUUAACCCCUAGGCCUAAUGUUAUAUCUACUGCUGCAGAGGAAACUACGUCACCAGACAAUUUGAAGAAAAACUUUACAACUUCCAUAACAUCAGAACAUGUUACUACAGGUAGAGAGUCAAGUUCAGAAACAGCAAUCACAAAUAUUGUUAGUAUGACUACUCCUAAGGUGACACCAAGCUCCACAGACAUAUCUUCUUUCCCAUCCCAUGAACCUGCAAGUGUUUCAGAAACCUCUGUUCCUAGUAAAACAACAACCUCUACUUCAACCCCUGAUCCUAAUGUAAUUUCAAAUGCUUCAGAAGAAACUACUUCAUCACCAAAGUUGGUGGAAAGUUUUACAACCUCUUUUGCAUCCGAGCAUUCUUCAAGCACUGUAACAUCAGAUUCAGAAGGCGGUCUAACAAGCUCAUCAAUUACAGACACUCCAUUACAGACAACCACUUUAAUCCCUACUAGCACACCACAGGUUCUCACAAAAGUUGGAAUUAUCUCCAUACCCCCUGAUACUACAACUCCUGAGAUAACAUCUACAAUUCAAGAAAUGAAAAAUUCUACAGCCACCACAUCGCCUGGUAUAACAUCAGGUUCUACAGAUUCUCAAACACCAGUGGAGUCCACAGCAUCAAUUGCUACAGCUGAGAUAAGCACAAUGGAAGGUUUCUCAACAACCACUACAUCAGAAAAGAUUUCUACAGGUAUUGAGCCAAGUUCAGAAACAGCAAUCACAAAUAUUGUUACUAUGAAUACUCCAAAAGUGCCUGCAAGCUCUACAGAUGAAUAUUCUUUUACAACUCAUGAUGCCACAAGUGCUUUAGAACCCUCUCUUUCGAAAGGAACAAUAACCUCUACUUUAACCCCUAGGCCUAAUGUUAUCUCUACUCCUGCAGAGGAAACUACAUCACCAGACAAUUCGCAGGAAAACUUUACAACCUCCAUACCAUCAGAACAUACUUCAACCCAUGUAACAUCAGAUUCAGAAGUUGGUGUAACAAAUUCUUCUGUUACAAACACUCCAUUACAGACAAACAAUUUAAACAAUACUAGUACAUUAGAUGUUUUCACAACAUUUGAAACUACCUCUAUACGCCCCGAUACCACAGCUGCUGAGGUAACAUCUACAAUUGAAGAAAUGAAAAAUUCUACAGUCACCACAUUGGCUGGUAUUACAUCAGGUUCUAUAAAAUCUCAAACAUCAGUGGAGUCCACAACAUCAAUUGCUACAGCUGAGAUGCACACAAUGGAAGGUUUCUCAACAACCAUUACAUCAGAGCAGGUUUCUACAAGUAGUGAGUCUAGUUCAGCAACAGCAAUCACAAAUAUUGUUACUAUGACCACUCCAGAGGUGUCUUCAAGCUCCACAGAUGAAUUUUCUUUUACAUCUCAUGAUUCCACAAGUGGUUCAGAAACCUCUUUUCCGAAGAGAACAACAACCUCUACUUUAACCUCUGGGCCUAUUCUUAACUCUACUGCUGCAGUGGAAUCUACGUUACCAGACAAUUCGCAGGAAAACUUUACAACUUCCUUAACAUCAGAACAUGUAACUACAGGUAGAGAGUCAAGUUCAGAAACAGCAAUCACAAAUAUUGUUAGUAUGACUACUCCAAUAGUGACUCCAAGCUCCACAGACAUAUCAUCUUUCCCAUCCCAUGAAGCCGCAAGUGUUUCAGAAACCUCUGUUCCUAAUAAAACAAAAACCUCUACUUCAACCCCUGAUCCUAAUGUAAUUUCUACCGCAUCAGAAGAAACUACUUCAUCACAAAAGUUGGUGGAAAGUUUUACAACCUCUUUUGCAUCCGAACAUUCUUCAAGCACUGUAACAUCAGAUUCAGAAGGCGGUGUAACAAGCUCAUCAAUUACAGACACUCCAUUACAGACAACCACUUUAAUCCCUACUAGCACACCACAUUUUCUUACAAAAGUUGUAAUUAUCUCCAUACCCCCUGAUACUACAACUCCUGAGAUAACAUCUACAAUUCAAGAAAUCAAAAAUUCCACAUCCACCACAUUGGCUGGUAUAACAUCAGGUUCUACAGAUUCUCAAACACCAGUGGAGUCCACAUCAUCAAUUGCUACAGCUGAUUUAAGCACAAUGGAAGGUUUCUCAACAACCACUACAUCAGAAAAGAUAUCUACAGGUAUUGAGCCAAGUUCAGAAACAGCAAUCACAAAUAUUGUUACUAUGAAUACUCCAAAGGUGCCUGCAAGCUCUAAAGAUGAAUAUUCUUUUACAACUCAUGAUGCCACAAGUGCUUUAGAACCCUCUCUUUCGAAAGGAACAACAACCUCUACCUUAACCCCUAGGCCUAAUGUUAUCUCUACUGCUGCAGAGGAAACUACGUCACCAGACAAUUCGCAGGAAAACUUUACAACCUCCAUACCAUCAGAACAUACUUCAACCCAUGUAACAUCAGAUUCAGAAGUUGGUGUAACAAAUUCUUCUGUUACAAACACUCCAUUACAGACAAACAAUUUAAACAAUACUAGUACAUUAGAUGUUUUCACAACAUUUGAAACUACCUCUAUACGCCCCGAUACCACAGCUGCUGAGGUAACAUCUACAAUUGAAGAAAUGAAAAAUUCUACAGUCACCACAUUGGCUGGUAUAACAUCAGGUUCUAUAAAAUCUCAAACAUCAGUGGAGUCCACAACAUCAAUUGCUACAGCUGAGAUGCACACAAUGGAAGGUUUCUCAACAACCAUUACAUCAGAGCAGGUUUCUACAAGUAGUGAGUCUAGUUCAGCAACAGCAAUCACAAAUAUUGUUACUAUGACCACUCCAGAGGUGUCUUCAAGCUCCACAGAUGAAUUUUCUUUUACAUCUCAUGAUUCCACAAGUGGUUCAGAAACCUCUCUUCCGAAGAGAACAACAACCUCUACUUUAACCUCUGGGCCUAUUCUUAACUCUACUGCUGCAGUGGAAUCUACGUUACCAGACAAUUCACAGGAAAACUUUACAACUUCCUUAACAUCAGAACAUGUAACUACAGGUAGAGAGUCAAGUUCAGAAACAGCAAUCACAAAUAUUGUUAGUAUAACUACUCCAAUAGUGACUCCAAGCUCCACAGACAUAUCAUCUUUCCCAUCCCAUGAAGCCGCAAGUGUUUCAGAAACCUCUGUUCCUAAUAAAACAAAAACCUCUACUUCAACCCCUGAUCCUAAUGUAAUUUCUACCGCAUCAGAAGAAACUACUUCAUCACAAAAGUUGGUGGACAGUUUUACAACCUCUUUUGCAUCCGAACAUUCUUCAAGCACUGUAACAUCAGAUUCAGAAGGCGGUGUAACAAGCUCAUCAAUUACAGACACUCCAUUACAGACAACCACUUUAAUCCCUACUAGCACACCACAUUUUCUUACAAAAGUUGUAAUUAUCUCCAUACCCCCUGAUACUACAACUCCUGAGAUAACAUCUACAAUUCAAGAAAUCAAAAAUUCCACAUCCACCACAUUGGCUGGUAUAACAUCAGGUUCUACAGAUUCUCAAACACCAGUGGAGUCCACAUCAUCAAUUGCUACAGCUGAGAUAAGCACAAUGGAAGGUUUCUCAACAACCACUACAUCAGAAAAGAUAUCUACAGGUAUUGAGCCAAGUUCAGAAACAGCAAUCACAAAUAUUGUUACUAUGAAUACUCCAAAGGUGCCUGCAAGCUCUAAAGAUGAAUAUUCUUUUACAACUCAUGAUGCCACAAGUGCUUUAGAACCCUCUCUUUCGAAAGGAACAACAACCUCUACCUUAACCCCUAGGCCUAAUGUUAUCUCUACUGCUGCAGAGGAAACUACGUCACCAGACAAUUCGCAGGAAUACUUUACAACAUCCAUAACAUCAGAACAUGUUACUACAGGUAGAGAGUCAAGUUCAGAAACAGCAAUCACAAAUAUUGUUAGUAUGACUACUCCUAAGGUGACACCAAGCUCCACAGACAUAUCUUCUUUCCCAUCCCAUGAAGCCGCAAGUGUUUCAGAAACCUCUGUUCCUAGUAAAACAACAACCUCUACUUCAACCCCUGAUCCUAAUGUAAUUUCAACUGCUUCAGAAGAAACUACUUCAUCACCAAAGUUGGUGGAAAGUUUUACAACCUCUUUUGCAUCCGAACAUUCUUCAAGCACUGUAACAUCAGAUUCAGAAGGCGGUGUAACAAGCUCAUCAAUUACAGACACUCCAUUACAGACAACCACUUUAAUCCCUACUAGCACACCACAGGUUCUCACAAAAGUUGGAAUUAUCUCCAUACCCCCUGAUACUACAACUCCUGAGAUAACAUCUACAAUUCAAGAAAUGAAAAAUUCUACAGCCACCACAUCGCCUGGUAUAACAUCAGGUUCUACAGAUUCUCAAACACCAGUGGAGUCCACAGCAUCAAUUGCUACAGCUGAGAUAAGCACAAUGGAAGGUUUCUCAACAACCACUACAUCAGAAAAGAUUUCUACAGGUAUUGAGCCAAGUUCAGAAACAGCAAUCACAAAUAUUAUUACUAUGAAUACUCCAAAAGUGCCUGCAAGCUCUACAGAUGAAUAUUCUUUUACAACUCAUGAUGCCACAAGUGCUUUAGAACCCUCUCUUCCGAAGAGAACAGCAACCUCUACUUUAACCUCUGGGCCUAUUCUUAACUCUACUGCUGCAGUGGAAUCUACGUUACCAGACAAUUCACAGGAAAACUUUACAACUUCCUUAACAUCAGAACAUGUAACUACAGGUAGAGAGUCAAGUUCAGAAACAGCAAUCACAAAUAUUGUUAGUAUGACUACUCCAAUAGUGACUCCAAGCUCCACAGACAUAUCAUCUUUCCCAUCCCAUGAAGCCGCAAGUGUUUCAGAAACCUCUGUUCCUAAUAAAACAAAAACCUCUACUUCAACCCCUGAUCCUAAUGUAAUUUCUACCGCAUCAGAAGAAACUACUUCAUCACAAAAGUUGGUGGACAGUUUUACAACCUCUUUUGCAUCCGAACAUUCUUCAAGCACUGUAACAUCAGAUUCAGAAGGCGGUGUAACAAGCUCAUCAAUUACAGACACUCCAUUACAGACAACCACUUUAAUCCCUACUAGCACACCACAUUUUCUUACAAAAGUUGUAAUUAUCUCCAUACCCCCUGAUACUACAACUCCUGAGAUAACAUCUACAAUUCAAGAAAUCAAAAAUUCCACAUCCACCACAUUGGCUGGUAUAACAUCAGGUUCUACAGAUUCUCAAACACCAGUGGAGUCCACAUCAUCAAUUGCUACAGCUGAGAUAAGCACAAUGGAAGGUUUCUCAACAACCACUACAUCAGAAAAGAUAUCUACAGGUAUUGAGCCAAGUUCAGAAACAGCAAUCACAAAUAUUGUUACUAUGAAUACUCCAAAGGUGCCUGCAAGCUCUAAAGAUGAAUAUUCUUUUACAACUCAUGAUGCCACAAGUGCUUUAGAACCCUCUCUUUCGAAAGGAACAACAACCUCUACCUUAACCCCUAGGCCUAAUGUUAUCUCUACUGCUGCAGAGGAAACUACGUCACCAGACAAUUCACAGGAAAACUUUACAACUUCCUUAACAUCAGAACAUGUAACUACAGGUAGAGAGUCAAGUUCAGAAACAGCAAUCACAAAUAUUGUUAGUAUGACUACUCCAAUAGUGACACCAAGCUCCACAGACAUAUCUUCUUUCCCAUCCCAUGAAGCCGCAAGUGUUUCAGAAACCUCUGUUCCUAAUAAAACAAAAACCUCUACUUCAACCCCUGAUCCUAAUGUAAUUUCUACCGCAUCAGAAGAAACUACUUCAUCACAAAAGUUGGUGGACAGUUUUACAACCUCUUUUGCAUCCGAACAUUCUUCAAGCACUGUAACAUCAGAUUCAGAAGGCGGUGUAACAAGCUCAUCAAUUACAGACACUCCAUUACAGACAACCACUUUAAUCCCUACUAGCACACCACAGGUUCUCACAAAAGUUGGAAUUAUCUCCAUACCCCCUGAUACUACAACUCCUGAGAUAACAUCUACAAUUCAAGAAAUGAAAAAUUCUACAGCCACCACAUCGCCUGGUAUAACAUCAGGUUCUACAGAUUCUCAAACACCAGUGGAGUCCACAGCAUCAAUUGCUACAGCUGAGAUAAGCACAAUGGAAGGUUUCUCAACAACCACUACAUCAGAAAAGAUUUCUACAGGUAUUGAGCCAAGUUCAGAAACAGCAAUCACAAAUAUUGUUACUAUGAAUACUCCAAAAGUGCCUGCAAGCUCUACAGAUGAAUAUUCUUUUACAACUCAUGAUGCCACAAGUGCUUUAGAACCCUCUCUUUCGAAAGGAACAACAACCUCUACCUUAACCCCUAGGCCUAAUGUUAUCUCUACUGCUGCAGAGGAAACUACGUCACCAGACAAUUCGAAGGAAAACUUUACAACUUCCAUAACAUCAGAACAUGUUACUACAGGUAGAGAGUCAAGUUCAGAAACAGCAAUCACAAAUAUUGUUAGUAUGACUACUCCAAAGAUGACUCCAAGCUCCACAGUCAUAUCUUCUCUCCCAUCCCAUGAAGCCGCAAGUGUUUCAGAAACCUCUGUUCCUAAUAAAACAACAACCUCUAUUUCAACCCCUGGUCCUAAUGCAAUGUCUACUGCAUCAGAAGAAACUGCUUCAUCACAAAAGUUGGUGGAAAGUUUUACAACCUCUUUUGCAUCCAAACAUUCUUCAAGCACUGUAACAUCAGAUUCAGAAGGUGGUGUAACAAGCUCAUUAAUUACAGACACUCCAUUACAGACAACCACUUUAAUCCCUACAAGCACACCACAGGUUCUCACAAAAGUUGACAUUAUCUCCAUACCUCCUGAUACUACAACUGCUGAGAUACCAUCUACAAUUCAAGAAAUCAAAAAUUCUACAUCCACCACAUUGGCUGGUAUAACAUCAGGUUCUACAGAUUCUCAAACACCAGUGGAGUCCACAUCAUCAAUUGCUACAGCUGAGAUAAGCACAAUGGAAGGUUUCUCAACAACCACUACAUCAGAAAAGAUAUCUACAGGUAUUGAGCCAAGUUCAGAAACAGCAAUCACAAAUAUUGUUACUAUGAACACUCCAAAGGUGCCUGCAAGCUCUACAGAUGAAUAUUCUUUUACAACUCAUGAUGCCACAGGUGCUUUAGAACCCUCUCUUUCGAAAAGAACAACAACCUCUACUUUAACCCCUAGGCCUAAUGUUAUCUCUACUCCUGCAGAGGAAACUACAUCACCAGACAAUUCGCAGGAAAACUUUACAACCUCCAUACCAUCAGAACAUACUUCAACCCAUGUAACAUCAGAUUCAGAAGUUGGUGUAACAAGUUCUUCUGUUACAAACACUCCAUUACAGACAAACAAUUUAAACAAUACUAGUACAUUAGAUGUUUUCACAACAUUUGAAACUACCUCUAUACGCCCCGAUACCACAGCUGCUGAGGUAACAUCUACAAUUGAAGAAAUGAAAAAUUCUACAGUCACCACAUUGGCUGGUAUAACAUCAGGUUCUAUAAAAUCUCAAACAUCAGUGGAGUCCACAACAUCAAUUGCUACAGCUGAGAUGCACACAAUGGAAGGUUUCUCAACAACCAUUACAUCAGAGCAGGUUUCUACAAGUAGUGAGUCUAGAUCAGCAACAGCAAUCACAAAUAUUGUUACUAUGACCACUCCAGAUGUGUCUUCAAGCUCCACAGAUGAAUUUUCUUUUACAUCUCAUGAUUCCACAAGUGGUUCAGAAACCUCUCUUCCGAAGAGAACAGCAACCUCUACUUUAACCUCUGGGCCUAUUCUUAACUCUACUGCUGCAGUGGAAUCUACGUUACCAGACAAUUCACAGGAAAACUUUACAACUUCCUUAACAUCAGAACAUGUUACUACAGGUAGAGAGUCAAGUUCAGAAACAGCAAUCACAAAUAUUGUUAGUAUGACUACUCCUAAGGUGACACCAAGCUCCACAGACAUAUCUUCUUUCCCAUCCCAUGAAGCCGCAAGUGUUUCAGAAACCUCUGUUCCUAGUAAAAUAACAACCUCUACUUCAACCCCUGAUCCUAAUGUAAUUUCAACUGCUUCAGAAGAAACUACUUCAUCACCAAAGUUGGUGGAAAGUUUUACAACCUCUUUUGCAUCCGAACAUUCUUCAAGCACUGUAACAUCAGAUUCAGAAGGCGGUGUAACAAGCUCAUCAAUUACAGACACUCCAUUACAGACAACCACUUUAAUCCCUACUAGCACACCACAGGUUCUCACAAAAGUUGGAAUUAUCUCCAUACCCCCUGAUACUACAACUCCUGAGAUAACAUCUACAAUUCAAGAAAUGAAAAAUUCUACAGCCACCACAUCGCCUGGUAUAACAUCAGGUUCUACAGAUUCUCAAACACCAGUGGAGUCCACAGCAUCAAUUGCUACAGCUGAGAUAAGCACAAUGGAAGGUUUCUCAACAACCACUACAUCAGAAAAGAUUUCUACAGGUAUUGAGCCAAGUUCAGAAACAGCAAUCACAAAUAUUGUUACUAUGAAUACUCCAAAAGUGCCUGCAAGCUCUACAGAUGAAUAUUCUUUUACAACUCAUGAUGCCACAAGUGCUUUAGAACCCUCUCUUUCGAAAGGAACAACAACCUCUACCUUAACCCCUAGGCCUAAUGUUAUCUCUACUGCUGCAGAGGAAACUACGUCACCAGACAAUUCAAAGGAAAACUUUACAACUUCCAUAACAUCAGAACAUGUUACUACAGGUAGAGAGUCAAGUUCAGAAACAGCAAUCACAAAUAUUGUUAGUAUGACUACUCCAAAGAUGACUCCAAGCUCCACAGUCAUAUCUUCUCUCCCAUCCCAUGAAGCCGCAAGUGUUUCAGAAACCUCUGUUCCUAAUAAAACAACAACCUCUAUUUCAACCCCUGGUCCUAAUGCAAUGUCUACUGCAUCAGAAGAAACUGCUUCAUCACAAAAGUUGGUGGAAAGUUUUACAACCUCUUUUGCAUCCAAACAUUCUUCAAGCACUGUAACAUCAGAUUCAGAAGGUGGUGUAACAAGCUCAUUAAUUACAGACACUCCAUUACAGACAACCACUUUAAUCCCUACUAGCACACCACAGGUUCUCACAAAAGUUGACAUUAUCUCCAUACCUCCUGAUACUACAACUGCUGAGAUACCAUCUACAAUUCAAGAAAUCAAAAAUUCUACAUCCACCACAUUGGCUGGUAUAACAUCAGGUUCUACAGAUUCUCAAACACCAGUGGAGUCCACAUCAUCAAUUGCUACAGCUGAGAUAAGCACAAUGGAAGGUUUCUCAACAACCACUACAUCAGAAAAGAUAUCUACAGGUAUUGAGCCAAGUUCAGAAACAGCAAUCACAAAUAUUGUUACUAUGAACACUCCAAAGGUGCCUGCAAGCUCUACAGAUGAAUAUUCUUUUACAACUUAUGAUGCCACAGGUGCUUUAGAACCCUCUCUUUCGAAAAGAACAACAACCUCUACUUUAACCCCUAGGCCUAAUGUUAUCUCUACUCCUGCAGAGGAAACUACAUCACCAGACAAUUCGCAGGAAAACUUUACAACCUCCAUACCAUCAGAACAUACUUCAACCCAUGUAACAUCAGAUUCAGAAGUUGGUGUAACAAGUUCUUCUGUUACAAACACUCCAUUACAGACAAACAAUUUAAACAAUACUAGUACAUUAGAUGUUUUCACAACAUUUGAAACUACCUCUAUACGCCCCGAUACCACAGCUGCUGAGGUAACAUCUACAAUUGAAGAAAUGAAAAAUUCUACAGUCACCACAUUGGCUGGUAUAACAUCAGGUUCUAUAAAAUCUCAAACAUCAGUGGAGUCCACAACAUCAAUUGCUACAUCUGAGAUGCACACAAUGGAAGGUUUCUCAACAACCAUUACAUCAGCGCAGGUUUCUACAAGUAGUGGGUCUAGUUCAGCAACAGCAAUCACAAAUCGUGUUAGUAUGACUACUCCAGAGGUGUCUUCAAGCCCCACAGAUGAAUUUUCUUUUACAUCUCAUGAUUCCACAAGUGGUUCAGAAACCUCUCCUCUGAAGAGAACAACAACCUCUACUUUAACCUCUGGACCUAAUUUUAACUCUACUGCUGCAGUGGAAACUACGUUACCAUACAAUUCACAAGGAAACUUUCCAACUUCCUUAAAAUCAGAACAUAUUACUACAGGUAGAGAGUCAAGUUCAGAAACAGCAAUCACAAAUAUUGUUACUAUGACUACUCCAAAGGUGACUCCAAGCUCCACAGACAUAUCUUCUCUCCCAUCCCAUGAAGCCGCAAGUGUUUCAGAAACCUCUGUUCCUAAUAAAACAACAACCUCUACUUCAACCCCUGGUCCUAAUGUAAUUUCUACCGCAUCAGAAGAAACUACUUCAUCACAAAAGUUGGUGGAAAGUUUUACAACCUCUUUUGCAUCCGAACAUUCUUCAAGCACUGUAACAUCAGAUUCAGAAGGCGGUGUAGCAAGCUCAUCAAUUACAGACACUUCAUUACAGACAACCACUUUAAUCCCUACUAGCACACCACAUUUUCUUACAAAAGUUGUAAUUAUCUCCAUACCCCCUGAUACUACAACUCCUGAGAUAACAUCUACAAUUCAAGAAAUCAAAAAUUCCACAUCCACCACAUUGGCUGGUAUAACAUCAGGUUCUACAGAUUCUCAAACACCAGUGGAGUCCACAUCAUCAAUUGCUACAGCUGAGAUAAGCACAAUGGAAGGUUUCUCAACAACCAUUACAUCAGAGCAGGUUUCUACAAGUAGUGAGUCUAGUCCAGCAACAGCAAUCACAAAUAUUGUUACUAUGACUACUGCAGAGGUGUCUGCAAGCUCCACAGAUGAAUUUUCUUUUACAUCUCAUGAUUCCACAAGUGGUUCAGAAACCUCUCUUCCAAAGAGAACAACAACCUCUACCUUAACCCCUAGGCCUAAUGUUAUCUCUACUGCUGCAGAGGAAACUACGUCACCAGACAAUUCGCAGAAAUACUUUACAACAUCCAUAGAAUCAGAACAUACUUCAACCAAUGUAACAUCAGAUUCAGAAGUGGGUGUUACGAGUUCUUCUAUUACAAACACUCCAUUACAGACAAACACUUUCAACAAUAUUAGUACAUUAGACGUUCUCAAAAAAUUUAAAAGUACCUCCAUACCCCCUGAUACUAAAACUGCUGAGGUAACAUCUACAAUUGAAGAAAUGAAAAAUUCUACAUCCACCACAUUGGCUGGUAUAACAUCAGGUUCUAUAGAAUCUCAAACAUCAGUGGAGUCCACAACAUCAAUUGAUACAGCUGAGAUGCAUACAACGGAAGGUUUCUCAAAAACCAUUACAUCAGAGCAGGUUUCUAGUAGUAGUGAGUCUAGUUCAGCAACAGCAAUCACAAAUAUUGUUACUAUGACUACUCCAGAGGUGUCUGCAAGCUCUACAGAUGAAUUUUCUUUUACAUCUCAUGAUUCCACAAGUGGUUCAGAAACCUCUCUUCCGAAGAGAACAACAACCUCUACUUUAACCUCUGGGCCUAAUCUUAACUCUACUGCUGCAGUGGAAACUACGUUGCCAGACAAUUCGCAAGGAAACUUUACAACUUCCUUAAAAUCAGAACAUGUUACUACAGGUAGAGAGUCAAGUUCAGAAACAGCAAUCACAAAUAUUGUUAGUAUGAAUACUCCAAUGGUAAAUCCAAGCUCCACAGACAUAUCUUCUUUCCCAUCCCAUGAAGCCGCAAGUGUUUCAGAAACCUCUGUUCCUAAUAAAACAACAACCUUUAUUUCAACCCCUGAUCCUAAUGUAAUUUCUACUGCAUCAGAAGAAACUACUUCAUCACAAAAGUUGGUGGAAAGUUUUACAACCUCUUUUGCAUCCGAACAUUCUUCAAGCAUGGUCACAUCAGAUUCAGAAGGCGGUAUAACAAGCUCAUCAAUUACAGACACUCCAUUACAGACAACCACUUUAAUCCCUACUAGCAGACCCCAGGUUCUCACAAAAGUUGACAUUAUCUCCAUACCCCCUGAUACUACAACUGCUGAAAUAACAUCUACAAUUCAAGACAUCAAAAAUUCUACAUCCACCACAUUGGCUGGUAUAACAUCAGGUUCUACAGAUUCUCACACACCAGUGGAGUCCACAGCAUCAAUUGCUACAGCUGAGAUAAGCACAAUGGAAGGUUUCUCAACAACCACUACAUCAGAAAAGAUAUCUACAGGUAUUGAGCCAAGUUCAGAAACAGCAAUCACAAAUAUUGUUACUAUGAAUACUCCAAAGGUGCCUGCAAGCUCUACAGAUGAAUAUUCUUUUACAACUCAUGAUGCCACAGGUGCUUUAGAACCCUCUCUUUCGAAAAGAACAACAACCUCUACUAUAACCCCUAGGCCUAAUGUUAUCUCUACUGCUGCAGAGGAAACUACGUCACCAGACAAUUCGCAGGAAAACUUUAAAACCUCCAUACCAUCAGAACAUACUUCAACCCAUGUAACAUCAGACUCAGAAGUUGGUGUAACAAGUUCUUCUAUGACAAACACUCCAUUACAAACAAACACUUUAAACAAUACUAGUACAUUAGACGUUCUCACAACAUUUGAAAGAACCUCUAUACCCCCCGAUACCACAGCUGCUGACGUAACAUCUACAAUUGAAGAAAUGAAAAAUUAUACAGCCACCACAUUGGCUGGUAUAACAUCAGGUUCUAUAAAAUCUCAAACAUCAGUGGAGUCCACAACAUCAAUUGCUACAGCUGAGAUGCACACAAUGGAAGGUUUCUCAACAACCAUUACAUCAGAGCAGGUUUCUACAAGUAGUGAGUCUAGUCCAGCAACAGCAAUCACAAACAUUGUUACUAUGACCACUCCAGAGGUGUCUUCAAGCUCCACAGAUGAAUUUUCUUUUACAUCUCAUGAUUCCACAAGUGGUUCAGAAACCUCUCUUCCGAAGAGAACAACAACCUCUACUUUAACCUCUGGGCCUAAUCUUAACUCUACUGCUGCAGUGGAAACUACGUUGCCAGACAAUUCGCAAGGAAACUUUACAACUUCCUUAGAUUCAGAACAUACUUCAACCAAUGUAACAUCAGAUUCAGAAGUGGGUGUUACGAGUUCUUCUAUUACAAACACUCCAUUACAGACAAACACUUUCAACAAUAUUAGUACAUUAGACGUUCUCAAAAAAUUUAAAAGUACCUCCAUACCCCCUGAUACUACAACUGCUGAGGUAACAUCUACAAUUGAAGAAAUGAAAAAUUCUACAUCCACCACAUUGGCUGGUAUAACAUCAGGUUCUAUAGAAUCUCAAACAUCAGUGGUGUCCACAACAUCAAUUGAUACUGCUGAGAUGCAUACAACGGAAGGUUUCUCAAAAAACAUUACAUACGAGCAGGUUUCUAGUAGUAGUGAGUCUAGUUCAGCAACAGCAAUCACAAAUAUUGUUACUAUGACUACUCCAGAGGUGUCUUCAAGCUCCACAGAUGAAUUUUCUUUUACAUCUCAUGAUUCCACAAGUGGUUCAGAAACCUCUCUUCUGAAGAGAACAACAACCUCUACUUUAACCUCUGGGCCUAAUCUUAACUCUAUUGCUGCAGUGGAAACUACGUUACCAGACAAUUCGCAACAAAACUUUACAACUUCCUUAAAAUCAGAACAUAUUACUACAGGUCGAGAGUCAAGUUCAGAAACAGCAAUCACAAAUAUUGUUACUAUGACUACUCCAAAGGUAAAUCCAAGCUCCACAGACAUAUCUUCUUUCCCAUCCCAUGAAGCCGCAAGUGUUUCAGAAACCUCUGUUCCUAAUAAAACAACAACCUCUACUUCAACCCCUGGUCCUAAUGUAAUUUCUACUGCAUCAGAAGAAACUACUUCAUCACAAAAGUUGGUGGAAAGUUUUACAACCUCUUUUGCAUCCAAACAUUCUUCAAGUAUUGUAACAUCAGAUUCAGAAGGCGGAGUAACAAGCUCGUCAAUUACAGACACUCCAUUACAGACAACCACUUUAAUCCCUACUAGCACACCACAGGCUCUCACAAAAGUUGACAUUAUCUCCAUACCCCCUGAUACUACAACUGCUGAGAUAACAUCUACAAUUGAAGAAAUCAAAAAUUCUACAUCCACCACAUUGGCUGGUAUAACAUCAGGUUCUAUAGAAUCUCAAACAUCAGUGGAGUCCACAACAUCAAUUGAUACAGCUGAGAUGCAUACAACGGAAGGUUUUUCAAAAACCAUUACAUCAGAGCAGGUUUCUAGUAGUAGUGAGUCUAGUUCAGCAACAGCAAUCACAAAUAUUGUUACUAUGACUACUCCAGAGGUGCCAGCAAACUCCACAGAUGAAUUUUCUUUUACAUCUCAUGAUUCCACAAGUGUUUCAGAAACCUCUCUUCCGAAGAGAACAACAACCUCUACUUUAACCCCUUGGCCUAAUCUUAACUCUACUGCUGCAGUGGAAACUCCAGACAAUUCGCAGGAAAACUUUACAACUUCUAUAGCAUCAGAACAUGUUACUACAGGUAGAGAGUCUAGUUCAGAAACAGCAAUAACAAAUAUUGUUACUAUGACUACUCCAAAGGUGACUCCAAACUCCACAGACAUAUCUUCUUACCCAUCCCAUGAAGCCGCAAGUGUUUCAGAAACCUCUGUUCCUAAUAAAACAACAACCUCUACUAGAACACCUGGUUCUAUAGAAUCUCAAACAUCAGUGGAGUCCACAACAUCAAUUGCUGCAGCUGAGAUGCAUACAACGGAAGUUUUCUCAACAACCAUUACAUCAGAGCAGGUUUCUACAAGUAGUGAGUCCAGUUCAGAAACAGUUAUCACAAAUAGUGUUACUAUGGCUACUCCAGACAUGCCUGCAAGCUCCACAGAUGCAUUUUCAACUUUAAAGGAGACCACUAGCUCUACCUCAGAUAUAGUACCAGAAGUUCACACAGAUACAUUUCUCUCUACAUCACAUGAUGCCACAUAUGUUUUGCAAUCCUCUGUUAGUUACAGUACAAUCACUACUUCAAUCCCUGAGCCAAAUGUUACCUCUUCUGCUACAAACGUAAUGACAUCCUUAACAGAAACGUUGAAUGAAAACUUUACAACUUCCAUUGCAUCAAAGAAAUCUUCAACCAUUGUAACAUCUGUUUCAGAAGUGAGUGUUGGAAGUUCUCAUACUACAAGUACUCCAUUACAGACAACCGCUUUAAGCACUGGUAGUAAACCAGAGGUUUUCACAAGUGUUGAAGUAACCAGUGCUUCCACAAAUGCUAAACUAACGAGAUUUGAACAGUGA
Messenger RNA from Pelobates fuscus (common spadefoot toad), 32079 nucleotides. Its product is annotated as mucin-3B-like. The coding region runs from base 1 to 32079 and encodes 10692 amino acids. The record is from RefSeq and is a predicted model, not a curated record. Lineage: Eukaryota; Metazoa; Chordata; Amphibia; Anura; Pelobatidae. The transcript is spliced from 3 exons.